Exaiptasia diaphana is the source of this 808-nucleotide messenger RNA. RefSeq lists its product as uncharacterized. The record is from RefSeq and is a predicted model, not a curated record. Bases 152 to 673 code for a protein of 173 amino acids. NCBI's taxonomy places the organism in Eukaryota, Metazoa, Cnidaria, Anthozoa, Actiniaria, Aiptasiidae. The transcript is spliced from 2 exons. Gene Ontology annotation, cellular component: mitochondrion. Gene Ontology annotation, biological process: mRNA processing.
GACUGUUACUAGUACCCAAUAAUGGCGGUUCUCGUGGAUUCUCGAGGUACAAACUUCUUUUAARCAAAAGGURCAUUUCUGGUGUAAAUUGAUCUYAUGCUGAAUGUAUUUCAGCUUGAAAAGUUAGAUAAGAAGCAAAUUCAUAUUUACAAUGAGAUCUUUGAGUAAUUUACGGCUGAGGAUUGUCCAAUUUAGUGAAAUAUUUGGAAACCACAUUUGCAGAAAGAAUGCAAGCAGCUUGUCGCUAAAAACAGGUCCAUCUUUGAUUAAGACCACCAAGCCUACAUCAUUGCAAAGCUGUUCCACUUGGACCGGAAGUGUACUAAGACCCAUAGGCUAUCAGCUUUAUAUCAAUAACAAUGCUACUUUAGAACUUCCAACAUCUCCAACAUGUACACCAUUAGGCUUUCCUACACCAUUUUUGCCACACAUGGGCAAUAUUUUAGGAUAUCUACCAUCAGAUGAAAGUAUUGUAGGAUAUAUUCCCAGCAAGAACUCUGAUAUGAAGUGCAGCAGUCUUUUGAAAAAACGCAAGAAGAAAAUGAACAAGCAUAAAUACAAAAAGAGGAGAAAACGUGACAAGUUCAAGAGRCGUAACUUGGAGAACAUCAAAGAAAGAAAAAGGCGAAUGAGGGAGAAGGCUGACGAGAGGGCUAAAAGUGCACUUGUUUGACAUCUUCAAACUGUGUUACAAAAAACUUGAAACAAUAACAGUGAAGGAUUUUUGUAAGCUCUUGUUCUGCAAUUAUAGUGAGAGAAAAAUGGGAAACACAUGGAAAUGGAAAAGAAAUUUGUUUCUUAAAAAAAA